UCUGUCUUAAAUUUAAUUCCUACGCUUUUCGUCAUUACAUAUUUGUAUAAGUAGUCUAUAUAUGAUAUAUGUCAUUGGUCAUUAGUGCAUUAGUGUCAUCUGUCAUCACUGUUUACUUUUAUUACUUUUGACAUUGGUGUAUGACCCACUUUUUGUUUUUAAUAUUAUUGUAUUGUAAUUUGUAAUUGUGUUAGAAAUGUUGGUUCAUUAUUUGUGCUAUCUACUAUAAAUAACAGGGACUACAUAUUAAUAAAGAGAUGUAGUAUUAAUAUUAUUAAAGUUUUAUUAAUAGACAUGGAGGACCUAUUGAAACUUGUAGAAAAGCUGUCAAGGCGUGAAAACGACCAUAAUAAAUUGGUCAAUUUAUUUUAUAAAAAAAUAAGUGAAUUUAAGCAGAUUGAUAAAAAUGAGAGUGGAUAUAUCUCUGAGUAUAUUCUGCCUAAAAUAAAUGACCUUUGUAACAAAGAAAUAAUCCAAAAGGAUGUACUGUAUUUAUCAUUAAUUGGUUGUCAAAAUUUGGAUUUAUUACAAAGAUUUUUAAAAUACAAUGAAAAUGCAAUUGAAGUUAAUUUGGAAAAUGCUACAAAGUUAUAUGAUUAUUGUUUGUGCAAAAAUAAUCACUGGUUCAAACACAUUAUUGGUUCUGACAAAGUAUUAAUAUCCAAUAAAAUAAUUCUUAACAAGAUCCUGAGUUUACAAUUAAUCUAUUUAACUAAUUUUUGUAGACUACAGUUGGACCAUAUUAAAAUAUUAUUAGCAGAAAUUAAUGAAGAUGUUCAUCCCUUUUGGAACAACUAUUUCAGGUUGAUUAGAUAUUUUAUAAAAAUUAUAGAGUAUUGUGAAUCACAAGUAUCGAAUAUUAAUGUGAAUGAAAUGUUUUUGUAUUUUCAAGAGAAUUGUAUACUACAAACAUUUUCUCAUUAUUUCAAAUUAAAAACAUCAAAUUUAGAGGAUAUUCUGCAGUUUAUUAAAGAAGAAGAAAAUAUUUUUGAAAUUAGCAGCUCACAAUCUUUCCAGUUUGAAGCUUUUAUGAUUAUAGGAAAUGUGUUUCGUUGUAUAACUAAAACACCAAAUUUAAAUAUAAGCCUUACAGUUGACCAUAUUAAGUCAAAAUUAUUGCAUAUUCAAAGCUUACCAUUACUACUUGAACUAUUGGAGAAUAUAUUUGCAUCAGUUUUCACAGAAACAAGUUAUUUACAUUCAAAAACUGAAGAAAGUACACAUAUAUGUGAAGAAAAAGAAGUCAGACUUAUUUUGUAUUUAGUCAAAGAAGUACUUGAAGAAAUAAAGUUAAAAUAUGUUCAGUCAAAGGAAUCUGAAGAAUAUUAUAGGUUGUCCCAUUUAAAUAAAGUAGUAGCCGAUGCUAUGUGGAGAAUGGAACUAAUAAGGAAUGUAAAAAAAAAUUCAAAAUGUGAAAAACUUUUAUUAAAAUAUAUGUUGUCUUCACCAGAAUCCUUAAUUCAGAUGUGCUUGAAGAGAAGUGACUUUGAAAGAGCAUUUCAAGUUAUAAAGAUAUUUGCAUUGGAAGAUCCUCAUUUAACCAAUGAAAUUAAAUUUUGUGAAAAUUUGGUUAAUCUACGAGAUACUUUAAAGAAAACAAUUAGACUUAAAACAAUUCAAAAAGUGAAUCCGAAAAUAUCCUUCUCAACACUAGAGGUAUCUGUUGGCAAAACUGUGGAUCAAUUCUUUAAGAAGAACUCUGUCAUUUUCAAUCCAAAUAUAGAACAGCGGAUUAACGCCAUAUCAGAAAAAUACAAUUUUUUCAAGCAUCUCACCGCUGAUAAUGAAGUUUUUAUGAAUAUGUUAGAUUUGGCUAUUACUCUUCCACAGAAUUUUGAAAAUUCAGAAAUUAUUUUAGCUCUUGCUUGUGAAAACAAUUCUUUGGAUUGUAAUAUAACAUCAAAUUAUGCCAAAUUCUGUAAAAAGCUUCUAGAACUAUUUAAGGAAAUUGGCAAAGAAAAAAACCGAAGUAUUGGUGAAAUCCUAACAUCACCCGACUAUAAAAUAGAUUUAAAUAAAUAUACAAAACAAGAAGAAUUUUAUAAUUCUUUAUCUCGAGCUUAUAAUGAAGUCAUUGAAGAUUUGCAAUUAACUGAGUCUGGUUUCUUGAACAGUAAACACCCUAGUCAUAAAUCUGUACUAAAAAUCAAUAAAUUAUGUGUAGAGUACUCCGAUGCCAAUUUAUCUGAAAACAUAAAAUAUCUUUCGAAAUUAUAUAACUAUUUGAAAGCUUUUGCUAGAAUAUUGUAUAUAGAACAAAAUACUUCUGAUAUUGUUUCAAAAGGUAAAAACACAUCUUACUUUGAUUUACUGACCUUUAACCGAUCGGAACUUAUGGGAAAAUUGUUGUUUGAACGUAACUUGGAUCCAAGCGAAUUCGAAAAAUAUUUCGGAAAAUUAAAAUUAGAUUAUUUGUAUCAUGUAGUAGGCAACUGUUUUCCAACAAUUAAUCUUCAUAUCCAAGAAAAUGUUACAAAAGAAGAACUGUAUCCAGAAAAUAAUCUUUAUAUUCCAACUAAGGGUAUCAUAACUUACAUUCAAAGAAGAAAUUGGUUGUUGGCUUAUAUAUUAAAUAAAAUGUAUACAAUAGAAGGAGUUUUCAUUGAUAUUAACGAAGUAAGAGUAAGAGUGUUUAUGAAUUAUCUUGCUUUACAGAAAAUUGCCAUUUUGAAACAACUCUACAAUGAUAAUGUCAUUGUCACUGCAUUACAAAAUGAAAUUAACGUGCAGAAAAUGUCAGAUUUUAUAAACGAACGGAUACUACAGCUAGAGUCAUUGACAGCCUCUCAUUAUAGCCAAAAUUCUAAUGAUAGUUUUGAAACGGGAGAAGAAUUGCAAGAAGAUAUGCUACGCUCUGUUAACUGGAAAGACAUUUUCGAUCUAAUAAGAUGCGUCCCAGAAGAUCAAAUGAAAAAAAAUCGCGUCUUUUUUAAUAUGAUGGACACUGUACUCGUUAGUCUAAUUCAAGAUGCUUUGGAACCUGAGUAUCAUCGUUACGUUUUAUUUAUUAACAAUAGAGAUAUGCGUAUAAGUAUGAUCUUGGAUCAUAUGAAGAACUGGCAAGGAUAUUUUUGUUUGGAUGUUAUUAACUCGGAAAUAUCCAGAUAUGAUGGAAUGCAAGAUGGCAAACUUGUAGAACUGAAGAUGUGGUUACUUCACAUUACUUUGUGCGAGAAGCUUAAAAGUAUACUUGAUGUAUCGUCUUGGUACUCGGCUUAUAAAAUGGCAGACAGUAACAAGGAACUUGUGAUUGAUAAACUUUUAGCAUCUAACGACAUCAAUAUUUUGUUGGAUUUUAUUGACCUUCAGACACCAAGUGAAGCUUUAUUGGAAAAAAUUAACGAACAUUAUCUAAUACGAAUAUUUGACAAUAUCACUGUAUUUGAUUCGGUAAAACUCUUAUUAGACACUCUACCAUUUAACCACAGUAUGAGGAUUUGUUAUAAUUUGAUAAAAUUACUCCGACAACUUGAACACCUGCAAUUCGUAGUAGAUUAUCUGUUAAAUAACGUUAACAAUGAUUCUUUAAAGAAUGUAGAGAUCAGUUUAAAGAUGCUAUCGGUUUUUGCACAAAACGAACAAGACCAACUACUUUGUCUUCUUUAUGAACCAGUUAGUAUAAUUGAAAUAUUAAUAAUGAAUACCAAAAUUGAUAAACUGGCAUCUGUACUGAAUAUCUUGAAAUCUGAAAUAUCUCAAACGGAAUUUAAUGAAGAAGUAAUUUCAGUAGAAAAGAUUGACGAAGUUUUAAGAAUCUAUGCUGAGAAAAGUCUUGAUUUUCGUAUAAUAACUCAACCAAAUCCAAGACUUUUAAGAACUCCCGAACAUAAAUUGAUGCAGUCUUUAGAUUCGUUGAAUUUCGGUUCUGAUAGCAAGAACUUUGUUAUGCCUGAUGAAGUGCCAAUGAAAGACGAUUGGGUGUCUAAUAAUGAAGUAUUAGAAUGUAUGUGUUGCCAAAAAAUUGUAUUUUCCAUGUUCAAUCGCAGGCAUCACUGCAGAAGAUGCGGUCGAGUUGUUUGUUAUAACUGUUCUUUGCAACGAAUGUUGGUUCCUACUUAUGGAGAUAUUUUAGUUCGUGUAUGCUUAGAUUGUUAUCGUCAAACAGUAGGAGAAAGUGAGCUAUCAGAAUAUAAUGAUUCUGUUUCAUCAAAAUCCGUUGUCUAUGAUUACUGGUUACUUACUGAUGAUUCAACACACAACAAAAUAGUUAGAGAAGAGUUUUCAUAUGAACAUGCACCCAGUGUUUCACUGUGUUUAUCCCUUAUGAAAUAUCAUUCUAAAACAAUCGAAUAUCCAAAAUUCCUACUGGAUCAGUGCAACAUAAUGUUAAAAUUACUUCAACCAAGUCAAGAGCCAAUUCAAGAAAUAGAUUAUCUGCUGGUUAUCAAAAUGUUAAAAUCUUUAGCUAUGGCCGCUAAGAUGUCUUCUAUCGAAUGCACUCUACAUUAUGGUACCUCUCUGGCUGAUCGCAUUCUCUCUCAAGCUGAUUUACUUAGUUUGUUAGCUGAGAGAGGUUGCUUAAGUCUACUUCCUAUGUCGAAUACAUAUUCCCAAGGGCCUUAUAUUGACGCAUCGGUAUUGCGACGGUUAAGAGACAAACUUUUGGAAAGGGAACAAUGGAAUUUGGCACUGGAAGUUUCAACUAAAGCUGGCUUAGAUAACACAGGAGUCUUUGCCGUGUGGGGCAAGAGCUGUCUUAAAGCAGGCAGUUUGCAACUGGCCCGAGAAAAGUUCCAAAGAUGUUUUGAGAAAACAGGUCACUACGACAACUUAUCUGAAUAUAGUAUAUCAUGUGACAGUAUCGACAAUUUUUCCAGAUCCAGAAAUUUUUCUAAAGCAUCUAAUCUUAGCGCUUUAUCAGAAACAAAGCCCACAAAAAACCCUCCUUUAUUGAAUGAAAUAAUACAAAUUCUGGAAUCGAAUACUAGAGCAAUUGAUUCUGAAAUUAUCAAAGAAAAUGACAAAGAAAAACUGUCUGGAUCUUGUUUGACGCUAAAUCAAAGUUUUACUUACAACCAAUCGGAAUCUGCGAUUUGUAUUCUUAAUAAGCUGAAAAAUUUAGAGAGUAUUUCAUCGAAAUAUUAUUACCAACCAGUAGAGUGUGAUUCAAAAUCACAUUCGACUAGACCGCCGAUCCAUAACGUUUUUUUCAAUGAAUGCGUUUAUUAUUUGAGUAGAUAUGGCAGCCAUUUGGGAUUAUUAGAAUUUUAUAUAAAACAUGGUGAUAUUAAUUUGGCUUUAAACUAUAUUAUUGAGAAUAACUUAGGAACCGACGUUUUUAUUGAGAUUUAUAUGAAAUGCCUCAAAGACGGCAUUAUUGGAAUUUUACAAGAAAAUAUUUCUUUAAUUGAUUCCACUCUUGAUUUAUGGAAGGAUUAUCUCCGCCAUAUCUGCAGACAUCUAGAAAAACACAAUAUGUUGCAUUCUCUAUAUCAGUUGCAACAGUUUAUGGGAGAUUCAAUUAGGGCAGCCAUGACAUGUAUUAGAUUUUAUCAAGAAAAUGCUUUGAGUUUUCAAGACCUUUUGAAUAACGUUCACUUUUUACACAAAGCUGAAGAACAUUUAAAACACGGAGUAGAACAAGAACAAUGGGUUGAAGUAGCUACAGUUCGAAGACUAAGUUCUGCUUCCAAAACGAGUUUUGAAGAAAAGGGUAUAAUAAAUCCCUCGCUAGUUAUGAAAAUAAAUAUAAAAGAUAUCAACAAACAUAUCAAUACAAUAUGGAGACAAAAUGAAUUGGCUGAGUUUUUAGGAAAAUGUGAAGAAUCUGAAGUGAAACCAAUGCAAGUUUUCAUAGAUAUGAAACCAAAUGAAGAUUCUACAUCAAAAUCAAAUGAAGACAGACCUAAGAUUCCUACUUUAUUUGGUACAAUGAAAGACAAACUUUAUUUGGCUGUUUUAGCAAUAGUUUGUGGUCAAAAUGUUGACAGUGGAUUCGAAAUUGCUUUGAGGAUUAUCCAAGAUUUCAAUAUAAAGCCGAUCAAAAUAUUUUGUGAAGCCGGUAAGCAGCUUGCUAAAGAAGAACGAUACAGUGGAAUUGCUCAAUUGGUCAAUUGUAUAAAACAAAGCGGAACCAAAGAUGAAACUGUCACUGAUAUGUGUGAUGAAAUGCUAACACUUGCGGUAGCAACAUUUACCAAAGCCAACGUAUCCGGAACUAAAGUCGAAGAUUUGAUUAAACUGAUUUCUGACAAGACUACUAAGAUAUCUGCAUACAUAGAGGCCAAACAACUGAAAACCGCAUAUUUUCUUGCUGUUAAAUAUAAACGUAUGUCUGAUAUAAGAAGAAUCCUGAGGGAAGCAGAAUUGUUAAAUCAACCCAGUAUCAAAGCGCUGUGUCAGAAAGUUUUGCAAUCUCAUUCCCAUACACCAACUCAUUUUUCUAAAGAAUAAUAUUUUUUAUGUUGAUCUAGAUUAGAUAUAGCUAAUGCAAUGAAUACAAGAAAUAAAAUUUAAUUUUAUAAAACUCCCACAUAUUUUCUAACUGAUCUAUUAGAUUAUCUUUUAAUGUUAUUGUUAAAGUGCUAAAAUUGAUUCAAAAUCUCUAAUAAAUUGGUUUGGGUGUGUGGUAAAACUUUGUUUACCGUAUAAUUUUAUAUAUUUUACAUAAUUGUAAGGAGAAAGAAUGUAGACUGUUUUGUUAUCAUGUAGAUUUUUAGAUAAUUUUAUUCGUUUACUAAGUAUCGACUAUAAUCCUUUGUAGCUGUGACUUAGGCUGUGAUAUAAGUAGCCGAUUUUAUGAAAAUAUUUACAUGUUACUUAAAUUUGCUUUGUAUUUUAAAUUUAUCAAAUAUUUUUAUAAUAAACCAAAUAUCUGUAUAAUUUAUAUUUCACUAAAUAAAGCAUUUUAAAGGAG
Molecule: messenger RNA, 6856 nt
Organism: Psylliodes chrysocephalus
Lineage: Eukaryota; Metazoa; Arthropoda; Insecta; Coleoptera; Chrysomelidae
Source: the annotation of a GenBank genome assembly